This is a messenger RNA of Rhagoletis zephyria (snowberry fruit fly), 2812 nucleotides long. RefSeq names its product Ig-like and fibronectin type-III domain-containing protein 2. The record is from RefSeq and is a predicted model, not a curated record. NCBI's taxonomy places the organism in Eukaryota, Metazoa, Arthropoda, Insecta, Diptera, Tephritidae. Gene Ontology annotation, molecular function: protein binding. Gene Ontology annotation, biological process: cell-cell adhesion.
AUGGAAAUAAUGUUAAAGCUGCUGGUGGUACUUACAACAUCAACAUGCUUAUUUUCGACUGUUAAUUCCGGAGUACCAAUCGCUACUGGCGGUCCAUCGCUAAUCUACGAAGGUAAAGACGCGCUGCUCACAUGUGUUGUAUCAGAGAACCGAGCCAAUCACACAGUGAUAUGGAAGAAAUCCGACGAAAUACUCACAGCCGGUAUGGUGAGAGUGACGAGCGACACACGCAUCAGCGUGUUGCAUGAUGAGAGUGAGUGGAAAAGGGAUCCCAAAGGUCUUGAGUCUGGUGGGGAGGUAUGGGUGUUGCUUGUCAAGCGACUUACCACCGAGGACUCGGGCAGUUAUAUUUGCGAGCUAAAUUCAGAACCGGUCUUGCGUAGUAUACACAUACUAAACGUCAAGCAGGUACCCUCUAAUGGCGGCAACAUCACUACCACAACAGAGUCGAGUGAUGUGUACCUCGUGCCGCCACCGUUCGAUGCCACCGACAAUCGCUCGUUUUGGCGCGCGCACACAGUCGCGCCACAGAUCACCCACGACUUCACUGAGUGCUGUGAGCGCGCCAAUAUCAGCGCCGAAUGCAUGGGCUUCUGCAAUGUGCACAACAUCAUAGACGGCACGACAGGCAUCGAGCCGGAGGCCUGUGAGAAGGACUUCCCUAACAUCGUACGCUGCAUGGCCGAUGGUCGCAAUCACGUGCCUUGCUGUGUAGAUAAACAAAUACCUGAUCUGUGUCAAGAUAUGUGUCGCGGUGAGUAUACACCUUUCACGGAUUUGCUGAAGACGCGCGUCUCCUGUGUGCACCACACGCUAAGCGGCCUUCAGUGCAUACUACAGGGUGUGCAGAAUAUACCCAGCACACCAACGGGCGUCACAGUCGAUCAUGUCUCAGAGACGCGUGUCACCGUGCAUUGGUACGAACCGGAAAAGUUGGCGCAUAAGGUUAAAUUUUACAGUGUCAAUCUAACAGCGCUGCAUAGCUUCGAUGAGGACGAAGUGUCCAAUGUGUAUGCAUGGAAGAAGCGCCCAAUCGAACAGACUAUCAUACGCACCGUGCCCGUGAAUCUGACCUCACUCAGCUUGCAGGAUCUCACGCCGCUCACAAUGUACGCAAUCGUGGUGACGGCGCACAACGAAUAUGGCUCGAGUUUGCCCAGCGAACGUUUGCGUGUUUUCACGCACACAAGUGAGAUACUCACACCCAUGCCUAGUGAUGAUGCAGAAGCAUCGGCUUCGGUGGAAUCUGUCAUGCCAGACUUACCCAAUAUACGCAGUUGUUGUGAGACAAAUGGCAUGACGCAUCGGAUGUGUCUGGAUAAAAUGUGCGAUCCACAGAAGACCGAUCUCGCUACGCUACCCGACUUUAUGGUUUGCGCGCCUUGGUCCAACAUCACUUUCACUUGUCUGGCCAAUAAGAUGGAUCACACACCCUGUUGUCGAGCGCGUGGCAUACCGGCGGUCUGCUUUCCGCUUUGCUCGGGCAAGAUCUCAACGUUGGACUUUAGUCUUUUCAAGUGCCUGCGGUUCAUGUCCGAGUACAGCAGCUGUCUGUUCCAGGGUUACGGCGUGCUGGCAGAUCCACCUUCGAUAAUACGCACGGUAGCUAAGGCGGAUAGUUUCAUCAUUUUAGACUGGAACAAACCAAACCGGUUGGCUGAAACUAUAAGUACCUACCAUGUGAAGUUUAGGCGGCUGGGAGAAGGCGACGACUAUCUGACAGUAGUGAAGAAAAACCCACCACUCAUACUGGAAGGUCUCGAACCCGAAGUCUAUUACGAAUUCUAUGUAGUCUCAGUGAACCAAUAUGGUAAGAGUGAACCUUCGCCACGGCUCAUCACACGCACGCAGCCCGCUGAAGCGGUGGAUGAGCCAGAACAGCGCUACAAUAUGACAAAAUGCUGUCAGGCUUCCGGUCUGUUACCACAAUGCGCGCCACUCUGCUCGUACAAUAUAAAAUUGUCGGAUAUUGAAAAACUCGGACCGGCGUGUAGAGCGCAAAUGCCUGUCAUUGUACGCUGUGCCGCCGGCGGACGCGACCAUACGCCCUGCUGUCAGCGUCGCGGCGUACCCACUGCUUGCAUGUCCAUCUGUCGCGGCGUCAUGCCGCUUGCCGCCAAUGGUGGUGGCAGCAAUAGUGGCGCCUUGAGUGGCAGCAGUUAUAGCGGCAACAACGGUACGACCUCCAGUGAUUGUUUAUCUUAUGCGGGCAAUAUCUUGCAGUGCAUCGAAGAGGGCACCGAAAGCAUACCCGGCCCUGCUGAAGAUGUCCACGCCACGGCAGUAACAAACACAACCAUCAAUCUAACCUGGCGGCAACCAGGCUACGAGGCAAGCGCUUCUACAUCCACCGCACCCGCAGCCGCAUCAUCACCAGCACCAGUCAAUGAAGAAGAUUCCUAUAGCAGCGCGAAUAAUGGCGACAGCAGCAAAUCCUCCACCACUAAUGACAUUGCCACGGCCAGCGAUGCGUCCACUGCUGCUGCUACCACAGCUGAUGAUGAUAUCGAUUUUAUCGUGCAAUAUGGCAAAGUCAAUAACAUGACCCUCUAUGAGACGGUGGCAAAACUGGAAAAUGAAUUGACCACAAACGAGACCGGCAUUGUACUGACAAAUUUGGAGCCGCACGCAUUGUAUCGCAUUACGGUGGUGACGCGCGGACGCUAUGGCACAGCUUUGCCAUCUUCGAUGUUGCUGAUCAAUACGACUGAUGAUGAGAAUGCUAAAUUCAGCAAUAGUACCUUUGGUGCGCCCUCACCGCCACAUUCGCUGUCGAUUACAUCACACAGCGCAACCUGGAUGCAAUUGACAU